GUAACCGCGACAUUCGCAACUAUCUUACAGACAAACAAACGUUCAAUGUCAGAUUAUUUGAAGUCGAAUAUCUCCUAAUCUGGCAAUUUUGAGCGAGUCGUAGAGGUUGAGAGAGUUCCAGCCCUUGCCCCCAGUGGCUUUUGUUACUGGGGGAAAGUCGUCACACAAUUUCAGCCAAUUACAGACCGAUUGAACAUCCGAGACACCGCAGUCCCGCUGGGAUUCAGGGUCAAGGAACCGGUGCUGAGAUAGUAGUGGAAACAUACGGGAGACUGCGGGCAUUCAGAAAUAAAGGCCUUUGGGGUUUAAUUCUGGUGUCGAAGUAGAGGUACAAAACGAUACUUCACUGCCAUGUUCCAGCCUACCCCUUGGCUAUUGAAAGGACUUUUCAUUCGAGACAUGGUGGUCCAUGACGAGAUAGAACUGAUUGGCCUACAAGAAACCCAGAUCAGACAUUCCUCUUCACCCCGCUUUCAAUGAAGCAAACACAGGGAAUCAUCUAUGUACUCUCUGUAUGCUAUCCACCACCAAUAUAUAAGUAUUUGUGGCAUAUUCUGAUCGAAUUUGGUCAAUUUGAAUAAUAAACGUUUACAUAAAACCAUCAACUCUUCAUUGACCCUAGAAUCUAAUAUACAGUCCCACUCUACAAUCUGUCCGACGCAUCGAGAGAAAAUGUCUUCAAUAACGAAUGUCAUGCGUCUCCUAAACAAUGUCAUCACUGGGGAAUGCCCAGAAUAUAUUCCUCGCUCUAGUUCCGAAGUCAUCGCAUUACUUGGAGGGUUGAAGUCUCGGGAAGAAGUUUACCUCUCGCAUCAUCGGAGAAUGAAAGGAGUCACAAACCACGAGUUGAAGAGAAUGUAUGAUUUUGUAGCAGCUUCCAUUGUAAUGGUCACAGAUAUUACCAAUGAGCUCAUGGAGUUGGCUUCUAUUGAUUCUAGAGUUAAGUCAUCCCACGUAUAUGAGGCCCUCGGAAUUCUCUACCUGGCAUUCGGUUCAUUUCAGAGGUUGGCGGGCAAAGUCGAAACACUCCCUCAGCCAGAAAUAGACCGUUGCUUCGGCUACGUGGGAGGUUGCUGCAACUACUCCAUUCUAUUUCAAAAACUUCUCUACCCCGAAGACGAAUGCGAUCACCUCGAAAUCUACGCCGAAGCUCUCGGGCACGACUUCCAAUUCUGUUUCAAGAUAGACACCGAUCAGGAUUACUCUUCGCCAGGUUCAUUUCUCACAAACGGACUCGAGAAAACGCUGCGAGCAUGUAUACCUCCUGCAAAUCAAAUACCUGUAAAAUGUCAUUUGACAGCACAGCCCGGCAAGCCGGUAUGCCCGCAGUUUUAUCGAAAUCCAUAUUUUUAUGGGCCAAGAAACCUUCGGAAUCAGAAUCAUGCAUCGAAUAGAGACUAUUUCAGGAUGAAGGAAGAUAGAGAGCGAGGGGUCUAUCGCACGAAGGCAGCGACUACCAAUGAUGUGAGUUACGACCAUGGAGGAAAAGUGGUCAAAAGAACCCAAAGUACAGGCAAAACGUCGACAGAAGCGGCGACAGACGCGCGAUCUAGAGGCGCAAUCUGGGUGAACAUACACAGUAUCAUGAGGAAAGGCAAGAUUUGGGCGUUCUGUGAUGAGAUAUAGUUUAUGAUAAUGAUAAUGGAGAUUUACGACCAAGAACUGCGACAUGACAGUAGAAAUAGCAUAUUAGAGGAUUAUUCUUUGGGGGGAUAGUGGAAUGGAAUAUUUUACAUGUACAAGAUAAUGAAUCUAUAUCUACACAUUCACAUCCCUACACAUGCAAUGACUUCCACUUCGUGCA
Botrytis cinerea B05.10 is the source of this 1804-nucleotide messenger RNA. RefSeq lists its product as hypothetical. NCBI's taxonomy places the organism in Eukaryota, Fungi, Ascomycota, Leotiomycetes, Helotiales, Sclerotiniaceae. The coding region runs from base 673 to 1626 and encodes 317 amino acids. The record is from RefSeq and is a predicted model, not a curated record. The transcript has 3 exons.